CGCACACGUUCGGUUCAGUCCUUUCACUCGUGGGUCGGUCCGAUUCCAGGCGAAUUUCUCCCCAGCUCCUAGAUUUUUGGUCUAAAAACGCCAGAAAAACACUCCAAGAUGGGAUUUGGUAACAUCAAAUCAAAGGACGGUCAGAAGCAGCUGAAUGACUUCCUUGCAGACCGCAGUUACAUCGAAGGGUAUGUCCCCUCCCAGGCCGAUGUGGUGGUGUUUGAGGCCAUGUCAGGAGCGCCCUCUGCUGACCUGUGCCAUGCACUGCGCUGGUUCAACCACAUGUCAUCCUACAAGAAGCCGGAGAUGCAGAGCUGGCCUGGAGUGAAGCAGCCGCUCGGGAACUAUGGACCGAAGGGCGGGGCACCUGCUGCUGCCGGGGACGAUGAUGAUGAUGAUGACGACGAUGAUGAUAUCGAUCUGUUCGGGUCCGAUGAUGAGGCCGAAACUGCUGCAGCAGAAAAGCUGAAGGAAGAACGUCUGGCCGCCUACGCAGCCAAGAAAUCCAAAAAGCCCGCCCUCAUUGCCAAGUCCAUGAUCAUUCUGGAUGUGAAGCCGUGGGACGACGAGACGGACAUGACAGAAGUGGAGAAAUCUGUCCGCUCCAUCGCAACAGACGGUCUGGUGUGGGGAACAUCUAAGUUGGUUCCUCUGGCAUAUGGCAUCAAGAAGCUACAGAUCAGCUGUGUCGUGGAGGAUGAUAAGGUUGGGACAGAUUUCUUGGAAGAGAGCAUCACGGCCUUCGAAGACUAUGUCCAGUCGGUCGAUGUGGCUGCUUUCAACAAGAUAUAGUCUUCCUCUGCCCUCUCUGCACACUCGCAAUAGCUGAACAAUCAGCUGUCCCCUGCACCUAAUCUCCAAGCAGAUUCCUGGUGGCAUAAGGUGCUAUCAAAGCUACCCAAGAAGUAUAGCUGGCCAGAGGAGGUCAGCCAUCUACCGGUGCCCGUCUGACUCCUUUUGGCCGGCUUUACUCCUUGGCCAGCUGUGAUACUAUCUUACGGCACUGUAAGAUCUGCUUGGAGAUUUCCCUGUGCCAAUUUGAACUUGGCUUGAACAGCUUUAUGACCUUUGUUGAUCACCUAUCUAACCUACCUAGACCUUUGACACUUUAAAGCCAUUUGGGGCGAUAGGGUAGACAACCUACAACUUCGUCCUAGUCAAAAGAUCUACGAAGUCAGUGACCAAAUUUAAAUUAGAGUCUUUGGUCUGAAAGACUGAUACACAACUCUGGAAAAACUGAAAAACAUGUUGACAUGAUGAAAGUGAAGCUGUAACAGUCAUUUUAGGGAGGCCGCUGUGUACCAUCUUCAGCUAUGUCUGUUCCCAACCCUCUGUGCAAAAUAAAAUGAAAUAAAACUGAAAAAUGAA
This is a messenger RNA of Branchiostoma floridae (Florida lancelet), 1368 nucleotides long. RefSeq names its product elongation factor 1-beta-like. Bases 109 to 792 code for a protein of 227 amino acids. Lineage: Eukaryota; Metazoa; Chordata; Leptocardii; Amphioxiformes; Branchiostomatidae. Gene Ontology annotation, cellular component: cytosol; eukaryotic translation elongation factor 1 complex. The record is from RefSeq and is a predicted model, not a curated record. Gene Ontology annotation, molecular function: guanyl-nucleotide exchange factor activity; translation elongation factor activity. Gene Ontology annotation, biological process: translational elongation. The transcript is spliced from 7 exons.